AUCGGUUGCCAAAUCCAAGAUGGCGCCGAGUACAGUACAAAAAUUAAAAGCGGCUGUAACAGGCCAACCAAACGACGAAAGUUCACUUAUUACCGAGGUAACGAAAGUCAAAUAUAACUUUUUCUACAUGUACUUCGUUGUUUACUUGUAAUCAUGUAUUUUGUCUGGAAAUUCUAUGAUAUAACAACUGAGUUGAGCAUGCUAGGACAGGGAAUAAUUUAUUAGAAAUGUAUUUUCAAUUGCGAUUUCAAAAAUUAAGUGACUUACAGGUGAAGCCGGUAACUAAAUGUUUUCUCUGCAAGAUAAUACUGUAAUAUAAAUACUACCCUGUGUUGGUGACUGGCAGCUGAAUUUUAAAAAUACUUAGCGUUGAAACUGUCAAUAAUAUAAACAAGCUUUCAUUUGGUAGAGAUGGAACUACCUGAAAAAUAUAAGGAGAAUUUCUUCUUAUAUUUUUCUACCAACAAAAGCUUGUUUAUAUAUGACCAUCAGUUCUGGCAUUUAUAGUUAAAGUGCAAUUUUAAAAAAUAAACUGAUCCUCGCCCUAUUGUUGAAGAGAGUUAAAACUAGUCGGGGAAAAACAAGUUUUAAGUGAAAUUGCUACAGCAAAUAAACAACAUCCAGAAGCAGGCUUGAACCUGGGAACCAGAACACACUAGUCACAUGCGUAACUUUCUGAGCUGCUGUAGUGACUGUCGGUCAUUUAGUAUAUUCUUUGAAGUAUAACCUAUGAGUAUAACUGGCUGAAAUAGCCACUAUGGGAAUACUAAUGUAAAUAUUAUAAUAAACAAUUGAAGGUAUUCAGUGGCAUAGCCAAGGGUGUGGAGUGGGAGCGGCAAGGGGGGCUCUGCCCCCCACCAUGGCCAAAAGGACUGCCCUUGUGAAAAGCUGAAAUCAGGGUGAAAAGCACAUAUUUUGAACUUGAAUUUAUGCACAUAGCAGCAGUUCACCUAUCCCAUCACCGAACGCUGCGAUGAACGUCUGUUUAACAUUGAAUUAUUAUUAAAUUUCUAAGCCCCCAUCAAUGUACAACAGUUUCUUCUAGAUGAGUAAAAAGUAUCUGCAAUGAAAUGUUAAAGGAGGCUGCGCUGGUGCUUAUGUUGGAGGUCUAUUAAAGUUUACCAAACAUCUUAGGAUGGCCAUGAGUUAAUUAAUUGGCAAUUCCAGCUUUUAGUUUAUGCCUGCAGGGGAUAUGAUGGGAAGUAAGGUAUCAUGGUGCUGAUUAUGCUGAAAAAAAUCAAUAAAAACUACCGAAGCAACCAAAAUAUUUCAAUAUUUACAAGUAUAAGCUAUCACUCUGUGUUUACACGGCCACCAUUUCUAUUUUUUCAGCAUAAUCAGCUAUGUGAUGCCUUACUUCCCCUGCCGCAUAAACUAAAAGCUGGAAUUGCCUAUUGACUCAAUCCAAGCUUUAAAGGGAACUUAUUUAUUUUUGGCCUAGAUAUCAGAUGCUACAACAUUGAGCUGGUCUACAAGAAUAAAAGGGUUUAUCAUUUGUUUUGUUGUGGGAGUUGGCCUCACGCUUCUUGUGAGUAUACAGUCUUUCUGAUCACGAAAGCUUAAUAAACAAAUGCCAUGAUCUCAUCAAAAUAUUUGGUAUUCUUAUAGGGAAUUGUUAUGUUAUUCCAAAACAAUUAUAAAUUGUUUGCUGUUUUUUAUACAUUUGGAAACCUCACAGCCCUGGCAAGGUAACAAAUAAAAUAAAAUUAGAUGUCAGCUUAAAGGUAAUUAAUUAAUUAAAUAUUAAUAAUUCAAUGAUUUUUGAGUUCAUUUGAAUUUUGUAUAUAAUUAAUUUUGAUAUGUAUAUAAUUUCAGUUCCUUUUUCCUCACUGGACCUUUAAAACAACUGAAAAACAUGUUCAAAGAGAAACGAUUUAUUGCAACUAUAGUGAUGUUGGUAUGUGCUUUAUGUAAAAUGAGAAGCAGCACUCUCCAUUUGAUGAGUGAAAUCAUCUUGCAUUAGACAGAGUAAAGUAAUAAAGUAGGGCACAUUACUACUUAUAAAGAGUUAACAGGUGCAUAGGCAGAUAUCGAGUGUCUACAUGAGUCUCUCCUUGACAAGUAAAUUGUCUGGUGUAAGGAAACACUGGCACUUGAAGAGUUCAAUUUAAACUUCUGGGUAUGGUUGUAGAAUACUUGCUAAAUUAUAGAUUUUCUUAUGCAUAGGUUUGCCUUGUAUUGACCUUAUGUGCUGCAUUGUGGGUAAGUUGAAAAUAGUCUACAAUCAUGAUCUUUUUGUUCUUUUUUCCUAAAUAUUUAUACCACUUUCUCAUUUUUUUCUAGUGGAAAAACAAUGGAUUGGCUAUACUGUUUGCAAUACUACAGUAUUUUGCCAUGGCUUGGUAUGAUUUUCCUCCCUAGUAUAUAUAGACAUGACCUUGUGGUUAGAGCACAGAAUAAAUAUCAGUAACAGAAGGGCAACUCAGCAGUGUAACGUGUCCUCGUUUUUUUAUGCAAAAAUAUGCAGUUUACUGGCCAGAAGGCGGAGCAGCCAGCCAGUACAACGUGUUUAUUGGCCAGAAAAUGUCAUUGACUGGCUAGGGAAAUGGUGGCAAACAUGCGUAAUGCGACAUGCGCGAGGACAGAAACUUCAAAGCUUCCGACGUAAGUUGCCCUUCUAUGUGGAUCUUUAUUCUAUGGUUAGAGCUUGACAACUGACCUCUGUAGCUCAGUUGGUUAGAGCACUGCACCGGAAUCACAGGUUCAAUUCCUACCAGGGACCUAAAGUUGCAUUUUUUGCAGAACUUGUUCCUGGUUAGGUCUAAUGAAAUAUAUAUAAUUUUCAUCUACAAUACCCUUCAAUUAUUUUUUCUAUAUUAAUUGCAUUCUUUAACAACAUGUGUUUUUUUCUUGGACUAGGUAUUGCUUAUCGUAUAUACCAUUUGCAAGGUGAGAAUAUUUUGAUUGUAAAAAACAUACCCCCAAUUUUCUUUUUCUCCCCUGCAAACUAUAUUGAAAGCUAAUGUGUAAUAUUUUAUUUUAUAUAGGAACGCAGUAAAAGGUUGCAUCAACAGCUGUCUGGCAUAAUCCAAUAGUUGUAAAUUUAGAGGGACUUUAAUAAUACAAACUUUACAAAAAGUAACAACAAAUCCCAUAAGAAAAAAUCCAAUUUUAUUGGAAAUCCGUUUGGACCAAUUGCCAAUUGAAAUGAGUUUUUCUGUCCAAAGUUCAAUGGUAAAAUUUAAAUUUCUAUAGAAAUUCGCCUCGAUUUCCAACUGGAUUUUAUGUCAAGACAAACUACACACAAACGACAUAGAAUAGUUCAUCUUGACAAAUGUCUAUCAAUUAAAUUAAGCAGUGGUAAAAUAUUCCUGAAGGUACUGUCUGAAUGACAGUUUUAUCAAUUUUGUCUGUUCAAAGUUAGAUAAGACUUCGUCCAUUUCCAGAUAACACAAUAUUUUAAUAAUAAUUGAGCUCGUCACGGAAUGACGAGAAGUCAGAAUAAGUACACAGUGAAACUACAACUAGUUACCAGUUUCCUAUUCUACAGGUAACCCAUUAUGUUCUAUCUCCCCCCAAGUCUUAAAUGGUUCUUGGAUCAGAGAGUGUUUAAGACUGAUUGUCUGAAUAUGAAAAGUUAUAUAAAGGUCUGUGAUUAUUCUUUUAGUCCUUUUAUAUUGUGGCCCAGUAGUCUUCUCAGGGCUAAUGGUGGUUUCUUGUUUCUUGAAGGGACCUGGUUGUCGGUUGCUUGUUGGUCCGCUGUGGGUGGUGGAGUACCUGGAGUUAUUGGUACAACAUUGGGGGCGGUAAUCGGUAGUGGGUUUUCAUCGGUUGGGAUGCUUGGUGGUGGAAUGGGAUUGAGUGGGUUUCUCGGUUUUUCGCCAUUGUAGUUAGGUUGAGGUUGUUCGGGUAGCGUUGGUUGUGGGUCAGGGAGGGUUGGUAUGUCAGCUGGAGGUGUAGUGACGUGGCGUAGAUCAUCCAUGAUCGUGUGACGAGGUGGUAAGAUACCAACAGGGACAUAUUGUCGUAAGAACUUGCGAUUGCGCAUGGUGACUCUACCGGAACCAUCAACUCUGACAACGUAUUGGUCAAACUGGCGUACUUCCACAAUAACGCCGGUUUUAUCCCAUUUGGUGGGGUGGGGGCCAGUUUGAUUUUGGAUGCGAACAUGGUCGCCAACUUUCAGGGGUGGUAGUCGUUUGGUGUGUUCGGACCAGCGUUCUGACGCUUGCAUGUGGCGGUUUCUUAGAGCUUGCUCUCUGGCAGAUAGGGUGUCUCUCCAUGUGGGGUGGGGAAUGUAUCGGCCUGGUAAUAUGGGGAUGAAGUCCUUGAUGGGCCUGCCGAAGACACAUUGUGCGGGGGAUAGGUUGGUGUUUGGGUCUGGUGUGUUGCGAUAUUGUAGGAUUGCGCGUUGCAAGGAGUCGGUGUCAAGACUUCCUCGUGUGUCUGUGUUGUUGGUUAUGAUGCGUUUAACGGUUUUAACGCCUAUCUCAGCCCUGCAGUUGGAAUGCGGGAAUGCCACAGAGGAAAGACGGUGGUUAACUCCCCAAUCUUUAAAGAACUGACGGGUGGAGGCUGCAGUGAAUUCUGGGCCACCAUCUGUAGCACACUCAUCAGGGAUCCCGAAAGUGGCAAACAGGCGUCUCAAGCAGUUGAUUAGACCUUUCGCCCCAUCUUGUGCUCGCUCGAUGAUUGGCCAGUUCGAGUAACGGUCAACAAUUACGAGGUAUUGUAUGCCUUUGUGGUGAAAGAAGUCUGCACAGAUGCAUUGAAAAGGGUAGAUCGCUGGUGUGGGAGGAUAGGGUGGGGCGCUGGGUUGAGAGGGGGCCAUGCGGUUGCAGUGUUGACAGUUGGUUCGAAGCGCUGUGAUAGAGGGAGUGAUGCCUGGCCAGAAGACUGUUGACUUGGCUCGUGCUAUCAUGGAGGUCACUCCUUGGUGGGCACAAUGUAGUACACUGAGGAUGUGUGGGCGGAGGGGGGGUGGGAUGACAAUUCUCUCCUUGUACAUGAUGACACCGUCUAUGGUAUGGAGAUGGUUGUGGAAUGGGUAGUAUUCUUGAAGGUUGGGUGGUAAUUCGUGUCUGAGCUGGGGAAACCCAGAUUCGAUGAGAGUGAUCAAUUGUGUCAUGUCAUGGUCGCUUGUGGUCGCCAGCUUAACUCUCUCCCAUGUUAUUGCCAUGGUGCUGAGUGCCGCCAAGGCUGAUGAAGCUAGUUGAUCAUCUGGGUUGUAGUUGCGUGGUGGAUCCUGAGAGCGGAUGCCUGCUAGGAAAAAGUAGCCAAAGUUGUUGAAGGGGAAGGUGGCUUCUGAGUCAGUGGUUGCUGCGACGUCGUCUGGUAGUAGCAUCCUUUCUGGGUUGGUUGGACCUGUUGGGUGGCGAGAUAGAGCGUCAGCAGCUCUAUGCUUAACGCCGGGGACGUGGACCAUUUUGAACCGAUAGCGAAGGGUUUUUUCCUUGAGGUUUCGUAGUCUGCCAUUGGGUAUGUCUUCGAAAGAGCGGUCGCCAAACACUUUUAAUAAUGGUUUGUGGUCAACAGCGAUUGUGAGGUCGGUACAGCCCAAGACAAAGAAUCUGGCCUUGUCGAGAGCAUCAGCUACGGCCAGAGCUUCUCCUUCUAUUGGCGCAUAUCGCGAUUCUGCGGCAUGGGUGAAACGACUGCCGACUAGUGUGACUUUCCACCCGGUUGGGCAGCAGAACGUGUCAGUGGAAUCACAGGUACAAUGUUUUUGGAAUAACCAAAAUCCAAUGCCGUUUUUUGACCAAUCCGUUGCCAAGCAUGUUGGUUUUGAUUUGUCAAAGAUCUGUACGCCUCUCUCGAUUUCGCUGACGAUCACUGAUUUGGAUUCCUCGAAUAAGGUGUUUAGCUCAGGAGUCCAAUGGAAUGUCGAGCCAGGCUUAAGUAGCUCGCGGAACGGGAGCAUUCGUUCUGUGGAGGAGAAGGCAUAAGAGACUUGGUUGAUUAGACCGAACCAAGAUCGGAUGUCGGUUAUGUUGGUAGGUUUCGGGAAGUUGAGGAUUGCAUUUAGGAAUUUCUUGCAAGGACGCACGCUGUCAGGGGUAAUUUCGAAUCCAGCAAAUUCCACAGUGUCAGCUCCAAAGACGAACUUUUCCGGGUUCAGUAUGAUGCCAUGGUGGCCACAUAGGUCCAACCAAUCGACUGCCUGGAAGAAACUCUUGCGGAGGUCGGUCGCCCACAGCAAAGUGUCGUCGACACACUUGGUUUUGUUUGGCACAUGGGCGACUAGUUCAUCAAACCUUCGUGAAUAACCGUCACCAGAGGCUAUAUAGCCUUGCGGAGCAGUUUUGUACCUAUAUCGGCCCCAUGGUGUGAUAAAGGUUGUGAGGUGAUGGUCGUCUUUGUGUAGUGGGAUACUGUGAUAGCCAUUCCAACAGUCAAAGACUGUCUUCUUGGUAUCACUUGGGAUGGAGCGGGCCUGGUGGAAGGGGCUCUGAGUGUGGUGGGUCUCCCUGGUUGCAUGAGCGUUGAGGGCUUGAAAGUCAAUCGUGCGGCGAGGUUUCCCAGUUUUCUUUGCACACACAACCAUCCUAUGGCACCAUGUUACGGGUUCUCCGACAGGUACGGGUUCGAUAACACCCAAGGCAACAUCAUGGUCCAAGCCAGCUUUCACCUCUGCUUGCCAGUGAAGUGGGAUAGGGACAGGGUUGUGGUGGGCAACAGGUGUUGCAUUUGGGUCAACCAUGAGUCGCAUGGGGAUGCUUUCCAUUAGGGGUAGCGGUUGGUGCUCACAGGUGUUGAAUGUGCUUGACUCGUAGUAAUCAAGUAGCCAUUGUUGUAGGCGUUUUCGGUUAUCUUCCGUGGCUGGGAAUGGGAGGUGUGUUGGUUUAGGUGGUGGUGUUCUGCGAUGCGGGCAACCACAGGAUGGAAUGGGUGGUUCGUUGGGGGGUUUGGGUUGCGUUGGUGGGUGAAGUUCUGUUGUAGAGGCUGUCUCGGGGUCCGUGGUUGGGCAGGGACUUUCGCCAAAAGUGGGAAAUGUGGAAGAGAUUAAGCCCAGUGCUGUACAGGCUUCUCGGCUAAGGAAUAACUUGUCAGAGUCAUGUGUGACAUAGACAAUUUGGCGGGUUUGUAGGGACUGUCCAGAGGUAGAUUGUCCCGAGAAUCGCAGGAUCACUGCACCGAUUAUUUUGAUACCGUUGUUGUUUGCUGCGUGCAUGUGCAUGGUAACUGGUAUCAGGUCGUCUUCACGCAGGCCGAGGCGGCGAACAACGUUCAUACUAGCUAAACAACUUUGGCAGCCAGUGUCUGCCAUCGCGGAGAGGGUUCUGGUUUUGAUUUGUCGAGUUGCGGGUUGGAAUCCUAAAGCUUGGUAGUCAUCGGGGUGGACUGUAGCUGUAAGCUUGAUGAAUGGUUGAGGUUGAGAGGGUUGUUUGGUCCAGCGAUUGUUGAGGUUGUCGUAUAGGUGGUGAUCGAGCAAAACCUGGUUGCGAGGGGGUUGGCUGUUGCCGGUUGUUGAGCAUAAGGCAUCAAAUACUGCACCUUCGCCAGCAUGGGAGGGUGCUCGUCGUUUGGGUUUAUCCUUGCUGCGACAAACAUUCUUGAAAUGGUUAAGGCGGCCGCAAUGUUCACAGGUUUGGCCAUAGGCAGGGCAAGUAUUUUUUCUUAUUUUCGGGGGUGCGUUUUUGCCGUGUCCGUGUUUACCACAAUAAGAGCAACAGUCCUUUUGGUCUUGGGUAGGUUGUUGCUCAAUGGGGGUAUUCCUUGCUUCAUUUUUGCCUCGACGGUAUUGACUGCGAGUAGAAUCUGCGCCUUGGCUUUGGAGUAGCUGACCUGCUGACCUCUUUCCGGAUUCUUUUCUUUCAACGAAUUGUAUGACUUCCUCUAGGGUUUUGUCCUGUUUUUUGUCAGCAAGAAGGUCUAGUUGGAUCUCACCGUCAGCCAGGCCUCGUGUUAGGACGUCACAUAGUAUAUUAUCGGUGUAGUUCACACUUGUGGCGCAGUUGGGGCAAGGUAUGGUGAAUUUGCACACGCUGGCCUGGCCGCGUGCUCGAGCGCAAAAGCUACGGAUGGCUUCGUCACGAUCCUGGUGCAUGUUGUGGAGUUGUACACGAGCUACCAUGGGAUUUUCCUCUCUCACGGCGAGCGAUUUGAUUGCCUGGGUAACCUCAUCGAUUGGCUUGUUUGCAAUUGAGCCACCUGCAUUACGUGUAAGGUCCUUGCGCAAUUGUUCAUCGCAACAUUCUAGGAGUUGAAGGACUUCGUCUUUGCCCUUGAGUUUGGUUGCUUCGGUGUAAUCCUUCCAACGGGAGAGGAAGUAAGACCAAUCUUCGCUUGUCCCUGCGGAGGAGAUUGUUGGGCGUUUGACUUUCUCCACUCUUGUAGCAGGUUGUGUUGGAGGUGAUGUUGGUGUGUGUAUACCAUUAGAGUGGACUGUUAGUAAGACAGCUGCAAGUCCGUCUUCUACGUCUUCGGUUUCAUAAGUGCAUGCAGGGAAAGGGCAUUUGUAUUUCGGCAUUGUUUAAAUGCGUGGAAAUUUCCUUUAGAUGUUUGUUUUGAGCUUUAUCUGAGGAAUAUUCCUCGAAGUGGAAGUAUUAAUUCCUUGGAGUCGAUCACUGGAGUCGAUAAGCUAAGUGGAAGCACUGAAUUUUCCCGACGCGUGUUUUUCAAGAUGGCUGCCGAAUAUUUCGCAAAUCGCGGUGAUAUUUCGUCGCUUUUAAGGACGUUGACGGAUGCUCUUGAUCUUCGCUUCUUGCUCACAGCUUCAGGGAGUUGUUUGAUGACUUCUCGUCAUAGAUAAGACUUCGUCCAUUUCCAGAUAACACAAUAUUUUAAUAAUAAUUGAGCUCGUCACGGAAUGACGAGAAGUCAGAAUAAGUACACAGUGAAACUACAACUAGUUACCAGUUUCCUAUUCUACAGGUAACCCAUUAUGUUCUAAAAGUAGCUAGGGUUUGUUUCUGAUAUAUGUUAAUCUUACCUCAUUCGUUCAAUGAUCGUCCUUAAUUCGUCAUCACUGAUAAUUCUAUUUGCAACACUUUGCACUAUUUGAACAUCUUGCAAAGCUAGUAAAAUAAAGUUGAAAUUCAUACAAUAUCUAUAUUUAAUAUGUAUUUGUAGUUAGAAUUUAUAUAAAAUGCACUCACCAUAAUGUCCCAUAAUGUAAAUUAAUAACUAAAGACUGAAAUAGUUUCCUAUUAAUGGCUAUGUUAGCUGUACUCUUUAAAAAAAACUCAAAAUAAAAUACCUGAACUUCAGUACAAAACACGUUUUGGAACAAUCAAAAGUUGUCCAAAGUAAUAGUAUUCUUUUUCAUAGUCAAACUUUCGUUAUUUAGCGUAAUAAAAAAUGGUUCCACCUCAACUUUUUGGUUGCGUGAAAAUGUAAAGCAGUCAAAACUCACCAAAAAACCAGGUUGAUGUUUUUAGAUGGAAAAAUGCUUGCUGUCGCUCAAAAACAAACUUUUCAUUCAAUUUUGUCGAGUAUUUUCCCGCCCUUUCAAUCCAACCAAUCACAAGCUCAGUGAUCACAAGCCAAUCGUCCAUGAUUAGCGGUCCAGUUAUUAGCGUAUAGCGCAGUGUUCAAUAAUGGACUUUUUCAUCAAAAGUGACGCCAUAUUGAAACUGCUAUGUAUUGUGGACUUGUGGUUCUAUGAAUUGAAAAUUCACUGGUUGAAAAUAAUGAAAAUCAACCAGUCUACAGUAAUUUUAUGAAUUUAUUUCGAUUAUAUUUACAUGUUAUCUAUUGGUAUACUAAUUAAAAUACAUUAAAUUUAAAAUCCUAAAAAAUAUUGAAAACUAUUCAAGUAAAGUACAUGGUGUGACUGUGUUUCUCUUCGACUUUAAUAUCAUCAUUGACAAUUCUGAGAAUUUCUUCUUGCGAUUUCGGUUUCCUGCCAUUGUAAAAUUUCCUGGAAAUGUACAUUAAAGUUAUUCACUCGAUAACGUAAUCGCUGCGACGGUGUGGGUUGUAUUUGUUUCAACAGUUCCGAACUGUUCUUGUUACAGAUCCAGUAAGGUUCAUCCCUUGUCAGACCCCUGUGAUGUGUUUGGUGAGGGCGAUCUGGAGAUACGUUUCUGACAUUCGACUGAGGCGAAAAUAUAAUCACACAAAUGAAAGUACUACCACAGAUGAGGUAGAUACAGAUGUGAAUCUUCCGUCAAAUUGCUGAUUGUUUUGUGUCACACGGAAUUCUCACUUCCGGCGAGCGCUGGCAAGUGUCGUUCUGAAAUUUAAUAAGGAAAGAGAUAGGAAAACGCCGUUCGAAAGACGAAAAAUUGUUUUUUUAAAAAAUCUACGCUACCGACGGCUAUUUUUGGAAUUAAUUCUUCAAGAGUAACGGUAAGCG
Molecule: messenger RNA, 10240 nt
Organism: Paramuricea clavata
Lineage: Eukaryota; Metazoa; Cnidaria; Anthozoa; Malacalcyonacea; Plexauridae
Source: the annotation of a GenBank genome assembly